GACAUUUCACUUUGACAAUUGGUUGACAGCUGAAAUAAUUCUGCUAGGUGAAUUUGUUGCGCUUCAAAGUGUGUAUAGAAACGAAAACAACCAGCAAAAAUGCCUGAAUUAUCUUCAACCGAGAAGGAAUUCCUGCGUCGCAAACAUGAGCAGACAACAAAAUUGCGUGCCGAAUAUUUGAAACAAAUCUCAAACCCACACAGACAUGCGACAGGCGAAGGUGGCACUUUGUUCGAUGCCGGUUUGGCGCGUUUCCAAGCGAUGCGUGUCUCCAACUAUGAACACUUCAGGCCUACCGGUGUAGCCUUCCGUGCUGGUAUGUUCGCCGUAGUGUUGCCCAUUGCUAUCUAUGCUUGGGCGCUGAAAGCCGAACGUGAUGGUCGGGAACAGAAAUACCGCACAGGUCAAGUGGCAUAUAAGGAUCGUCAAUUCAAAUUCAUCUAAAUCGUUUCGAGGAAAGUGCAUAAUAAAAUUGGCGUGUGGCAAAGAUAUAGCCAAAUUGAAAAUGUGUGCAUUCGUUUUUAUUAAUGAUUAAACAUAGUCUAAUUAAAAUGCAAAUUGAACAUAAAGUUGCAAUAACUAUAAAUAAAAGUGCAGACAAAUCUA
This is a messenger RNA of Zeugodacus cucurbitae (melon fly), 606 nucleotides long. RefSeq lists its product as uncharacterized. The record is from RefSeq and is a predicted model, not a curated record. NCBI's taxonomy places the organism in Eukaryota, Metazoa, Arthropoda, Insecta, Diptera, Tephritidae. Gene Ontology annotation, cellular component: mitochondrion. Bases 100 to 444 code for a protein of 114 amino acids. The transcript is spliced from 2 exons.